Xyrichtys novacula (pearly razorfish) is the source of this 5186-nucleotide messenger RNA. Lineage: Eukaryota; Metazoa; Chordata; Actinopteri; Labriformes; Labridae. The record is from the annotation of a GenBank genome assembly.
GCAGUCUCCCUCGCUUUCCGGAAAAGGGUGAUGUUUUGGUUUUGAAGGCAUCGCGCACACAUGCAUGGCUACAUUGACUGCCACUGUCAUAUCUCUGCGAGGGAUUUUGACACGGUACUGUGAUGCUUAAACAACCCAGGCAAAUAUUAUACAUCUGAAAUAUAUAGUUUACUUCUAACCUUUAUUAUUAUUUUUUUAUUUUAGGACAUAGAGGAGGUGGUUGAAAACUCAAAAAAGGUGAGCAGUUUUUGCACUGAUACAGUCUUCUAGUGUCAGGAACUAAUUUCUCUGUGUUAUUGUUUAAAGGCUGGAUUAUUGGCGCUUUUAGCAGUGGCUGAACAUGCUGGAGAAUUUGAAAAGAUUGUGGAGUUAUCACGGAGGUAACUGCACCGAUUAAAAAAUGACUAAACUUCAAUAUAAGAUGGUGUUUGUGUUACUGUACAUUUAGGGAUGUGUUGAUUGUUUCUCCAGGUUUCCAGGUUUUAUCCUCCCCUGCUUAGGUGUUCACCCUGUCCAAGAGGUUUCUCCAGAGCAGCAGAGGGGGGCAACUCUGCAGGUAAACCCACAGUUCAAAGGGUCAACUCAUUCACCUGAAUUACAGUACAAACUAGAAACCUCUCUGUGUACUUUACUUGAACUCUGUGUAUUUGCCAGAUUGCUGAAUUUUUUAAUGCCAGACUUUCCUGGAUGACAGAUCUCCCCCCUCCAUAUCCUUGAGGCCAACUUUAUACUUAAAUCAGUUAUUGGACAGAGGGCAUUGCCUGCAAUUUAACAGAUCCAAGGCAAAAGCCAUGUUAGUCAGAUCUCCACACCAGGUCCACUCACCCCGCAUAAUGGGUAGGGUAGUGUUCAGACCAAACACAAUCAUUUUUAAUUAGUUACAUCAAUUGUGGUAUCUGUGAGCUACAACAUGAGGUCAAAAACCUAGCAUUAAAGUCCACCAUUUUAGUUUAGAGGACUAAUAAAGUCAAAAUAGUAGUUCUGGGGUAAGUUGAUCCAGUGGCUCAACUGAGAAAGUAAAGGAGUCUGAUGAGAGGAUCAGAGUUUCAGUUCAGAUUGUUGAAAUGUUUGACUAUUUCUUUUCAAAUAUACAGCUGUGAAUGUUCUGAAUCACUUAAAGACAUUAUCAUGUUAAAAUAGAAUAGAAUAGAAAUAGAAUAUUCCUUUAUUGAUCCCCCAUGGGGGAAAUUUUUUUGUCACAGCAGCAUCACAGACAAGACAAAAAGUGCAAAAAUGCAGUUAUAACAAUAAGGGUCCUAAUAUUAAGAACUUAAAUAAAUGUAAUAAUUAAGAAAAAAAUUAGAAAAGGGAGAAGACAAAAUAAAGCUUUCUACAAUAUACACAAUUUAAAUGCCAUAAAAAAAAGUGGUGGUGUAAAAUCAGUUUUGUUACUGUUCAUUGUAAAGUCUUAUUGCAGAGGGGAGGAAUGAUCUGCGGUGGCGCUCCGUCCUCAGGGUGGGAGUCUCAGUCUGCUGCUGAAGGAGCUGCCUAAAGCCCCCACAGUCUGGUGCAAUGGGUGAGAGGGAUGAGAGAGAGAGUGGGUGAGAGAGAGAGAGAGAGAGAGAAAUGGCUUUUUACAAAACAGCUUUUUAGCAGUUAUAUGCAAUAAUAAUAAAAAUAAUUAUUGUACCAGUUGAAUAGUGUAUAAUAGAUAAAAAUACACAUGAAUGUGAAGAAGUGACUGUUAUUAAGGGAUAGAGAAGGUGAGAGAGGGCUGGGGAGGAGAGUGGGGGGAUAGUAGGGAUAUGGCUCAACUUACCCCACUCCUAUGACCCCCAUAUACGGAGUGAGUUGACCUUAGGAGACCACUUUUUUUUUGGCAUGCUAUAUUAUCAAGACAGUUAUGUUUCCACUCAUUCUGUUGGUUUGCAGUGAUGCACAACAUCUUGAAAUAUAUGCAGAUACACGAGUUAGAGACAAAACUAUGAUUGUCUUGAUGUAGUGAUCCGAAAUAUGAAAAAUGGCUCAUCUUACCCCACUCUCCCCUAUAUUCCACUUGUGUGAUAUCCAAUCUUUUUCCUCGCAAACUCACUUUUAUAUUUGUCAACUCUGCGUUUGUGUUGUCAUAAAGCCUAAGAGUGAGUUAAACAGGUAUUGACACUUUAGAGGGUGUGGUCGUGACAUCCAGUUCAGGAGAUUAUUAUAGGUGUGACUUGCAGGUAUAGAUCACAGGGCUCCAUAGCUCAGUGGUUAGAGCACUGGUCUUGUAAACCAGGGGUCGCGAGUUCAAAUCUCGCUGGGGCCUGUAUUUGUUUUCAAAAUUGUGAUCAGGAAGGUUAAAAGUCAUUGUUACGUUACCAGGUGGCUGCACAUCCAUGAACACAUUCAAACGUCCCAUCAAACCUGAAAUACUUGAUCAUGUCCGGCUGGUAGGAGGCUAUAAUCACAGUGUGCGAGGAUAAAGUCAGCUGCCAAUAUUAGUAUUUGUUCGUUUUAGAUACAUACACCAUCACAAACAAAGACCUGAUGAUUUUGUGAGUGUAAAGUGAACUCUGUUUCUCCUUUAUUUGCACAAAUCGAUCUUCAUGUUGUAUAGCAACAGGAAUCUCUGCAGCAUCAUGAUGACAUCAGUGCAGCUAGAUACCGGCCUGAAAUGUUUCUAAUUUUCCUCCCCUGGAGUGUUUUUUGCUCCAGUUUUUUCGUCCCUCAGGGUCUGAGCGUCACAAAUCUGUCAGUUAAUGCUCUUUCAUGUGAAGUGAAAGACCAAAGUUUUUGUGCCAAAAUCAAUGAUGAAGGAAAACUGUCAUAGGUGAUGCUGCAACUUAGCAAUCUAUGCUGUUGUGUUCUAUGUUUCAUGCAGGAUCUCGAAGCUGCUCUGCCCGUAAUAGAAAAAUACAAAGACCACCUUGUUGCCAUUGGAGAGGUAAUUGUUCACAAUAUCAGAUUUGACUAAAAUAAUCAGUAGCUUGCUUUCCUUGGUUUCUUUCUCUUCUUUGUAAACAGUUGAAUCUUCCAUCUGUCCUUUUAGGUUGGUUUGGAUUUUACGCCCAGAUAUGUCAGCAGUGACUCUGACAAAGAGAGCCAGAGGCAGGUCCUCAUUCGACAGGCACAGAUAGCUAAAGAGCUGGAUCUCCCUCUGUGAGUCAUACUGCACUGCCCAACAUAUACAUUAAAGGGGGGUGUAUGUUUAUUUUUGGCUUUAUGUCAUCCCUCUGACUGAUUCUUUCCAUGAUUUAUGGUUCACCAAAUUCUGAACACAUUAAGGCUGCUGUCUUUGAAAACCCUAAUUUCAGCUUCUGUCUGAGACACCUAUUAAAAGACACUGACCCCACAAGCAUUCUGGAAGCUUCCUUCACUGUUGCUGUGAAACAAAGUUGAGUUUCUUAUGAUAAAAUGAUUAAUUUGCCCUUUCAGGGAGAUUUACAAUCUGGUGAAUCAAGAUUUGAGGAAAUUUCAUAUUGAUCUUUCGAAACUCCUGUAUGACUUUUUGAACAAUCUAUUUAGAGCAACCUGCAGUCUCAUCUGGGGAUUACUUUAACGCACAUUAACCUCGCAACAUUUUAACAUUUGUUCUCAUGAUAGAAGUAAGGAUGAUACCACUUCUUUUAAGGAUAUUACAGUGGGAGUUACACACAUACCACAAAGAAUGAUUUACUGAUAUUCAUGUGAGUAACUUGUUUGUGUUUUUUUAGAAAUGUCCAUUCACGCUCUGCAGGGAGACCCACCAUCCACCUCCUGAAAGAGCAAGGUAAGGUCUAGAUUUUGGAUUUACUUGGAGAUGGAACUGUUGAAUUCAAGGGAAACCGCAAUGCCUUUUAACUGCCACUAGGUGUCGAGAAAGCCUUGCUUCAUGCUUUUGAUGGGAAACCGUCUGUUGCCAUGGAAGGAGUGAAGGCUGGGUAUUUCUUUUCUAUCCCGCCAUCCAUAAUACGGAGCGAACAGGUACAACAGAGCGCCAGUUCUCAGAAAUGAACUCUAUGCUGUAACCCAUUUACUGUACAUGAUGUCAUUUGAAAUUUCUGUUUAGUGAUGAUUUUAGACACAGAUAAUUUCCUUAGAGUUCUGUGCAGCAUGAUUCAUACCUUCUUUUUUUACUUCGGAAAAAAGUCAGACUUCCCAUCUCUCUCAGUUUCAAGCCAGUUCUUUACUGUGGGUGGAUCCGUCUGUAACCAUUCACAAGUGCUUACUUUUUUUGCUGUAAAGGUAAAUAUUUUGAAGAGAAAUUUGGCAUUACCUCCAUCUCACCUGGCAGGCCACCCAAAUAAAGAGACACAUGCGUUAGCGCUGACAUGUUUAUUUGGUUUUCAUUGGUUUAAUGCAGCACAUGGCAUGUUAAUGAUUGAUGAUGUUUUUGUGUACUUUCCACCAAGAAGCAGAAGCUUGUGAAACAGCUGCCAUUAGAAAACAUCUGUCUAGAAACUGAUUCACCUGCUCUUGGGCCUGAAAAACAGGUAAGGAACUUCCUCCAACCUGAUCUUUUAGGGAUAUUUCCACACUCUUAUACUGACAAACCAGUCCACUUCAUGCCUUUCUCUUUAUAGUUUCAUUAAAAACAAAGUUGAGUCAUUUGCAAAUCAUUUAAACCCUAUAUCGAAAUAAAGUUGCACCCAGAUAAGAACUGAGUGUAUAAAUGAACAUGAUUUUCCAAGAGGUUGACAUUCCUGUAUUUUAAAUCCUGUUUUUGGAUUGGUGUUUUGUAAACGUCUAAUGUUUUGAGACAGAGCUGUAACCUGCGAUUAUCAAAGUAACACAAGCAGCAAAUUGUGUCAUGACCUCGAUAAUGUAGUUUUUCUAUAUUUGUCUCAAAGUCAUACAAGUGAGAUUUGUUGUGAUAUCCUUCUUGUUUUGUGUCUUGAAUGCAGGUGAGAAAUGAGCCCAAAAACAUCAGCAUCUCUGCCGAGUACAUCAGUAAAAUUAAAGGAGUGUCACUGCAGACGGUGAUGGAGGUGACUACACAAAACGCUCUAUGUCUCUUCCCGAAGCUUAAGUCUGCCAUCAGACCCUGAGGACAACUGAAAGACUCUGUCAUCAGACUGGAAUAUCUUAAUGUUUUGUGUAAAAGUAACUUAACUUAGUAGUCUCAUUUAACCAAAAUGCCACGAAGUGUAAAGAAAUAAAAAUGGAAAUGUCAAAGCUGCAGAUUUUAAGCUGCAUGUGGACAUUACAACUAUGUGUGAGAGCUGAAUGCUGUUGAUUUAUGUCCAUGAAUUCUAAAAUAAAGGAAGAGACGAUAACAAUGUACCACA